Messenger RNA from Volvox carteri f. nagariensis, 1062 nucleotides. RefSeq lists its product as uncharacterized. Lineage: Eukaryota; Viridiplantae; Chlorophyta; Chlorophyceae; Chlamydomonadales; Volvocaceae. The record is from RefSeq and is a predicted model, not a curated record. Bases 1 to 1062 code for a protein of 353 amino acids. The transcript is spliced from 5 exons.
AUGUGCACGGAGAACGGAGCCCCACGAAAGGGUGCUGGUGCUGUUUAUUCUACUUGGAAUUCGAUCAUUCCAUUCAAAAAAAACGGCCUUUCUGGUACCGCAAAGGGACCUUCCCAAGUCCACAUGCAAAGCACGUCGAGUUCGUCUAUGAAAAAAGCGGCCGGACAAAUUAACGCUCAAAUGCAAUGCCGUUGUAAAUCAACACGAUCACAGCAAAUGAUGAGGACUCGAUUGCAAGCUGCAGCGUUUUCGUCUUCGUCGGCGACGUUAGUUGGCUAUGGGAGAGUCGGCAAGGCUUUCGCCAAAAUGCUAGGAGAUGAUCUUGCUGCAACCGUUUCCCGCAGGAAUGGUAGCAUAUCACUGGAUGGCAAGGGCCCAAUAUAUGUGUGCACCACCAACGAUGCCCUGGACGACGUCCUCCAGCGCACGCCGCCAGCGCGGCGCCGUGACUUGGUCCUCUUACAAAACGGAUGGCUGUUGCCUUGGCUGGAUCGCAAUGGCCUCGAGGAUGUAACCCUCGUAGCUCUGUACAUGGCGGCGUCACCCGGCGGCACUGCGACGGAUGGCCGCCGCACAGUUGCUAGCGGCAGGUGGGGUGAUCACGUGGCUUCAACUCUGAACCGAGGCGGCGUGUCGUGCGCGGUGGUGAGCCGAGAUGCCCUUUAUAAGGCCCUUGUUGAGAAGGCGCUCUGGGCGUCGAUCUUCUGGAUGCUGAGCUGCGCGCUGGGAGGCGCCAAGGUCGGCGACAUAGCUGUGCAUCAUCGUUUGGAUGUAAAAGCAUUAGUGGAUGAGCUAUUACCGAUGAUGAGGCAAAGCCUGGAGGCAGCUGCGGCCAAGCGCCCUGGGGCUGAUGCGGCGGCAGCUGCUCUACGGGACCAUGGGACUGUGCUGGAUGCGUUGAUGGAUUACAGUAUGUCUAUCGGACAAGCAGUGCCUUCCCGGGAAAUGGCUCUGGCAGAAUUUUCAUGGCGAAAUGGAGCUCUGCUGGAAAUGGGCUUGACACCGUUGCAUUGCUCUUGGUUGCAGCGUGCUGGCGUGGACAUCACGAGUUAUGUGAAGUAG